UAGCGCGUUAACGACGUUAAUUAGUUGUUUGUUGUUAAUUACGUCAAUUUUUUUAACGCAUUUCACGCAUGCGCAGUGUGACAAAUUAUUCAGGUCAGGAAAGUCACGGAAGUAGUUGGGAGCUAGAGGCGAGAUGGAGCAAGGUGAGCAAAGUGGGCCUAUUGACGGAUUCAAAUAUAAAAAGAAUGAUGAUGGUACAGUUAACAAGUACAAGGUUAUUUGCAAGAUUUGUAACAAGGAGUUUCAAUUUCACCGGAGCUGUUCAAGCUUGAAGUACCAUGUCAACGCCAAACAUGCAUUUGCUGGGCCGUCAGGUUCAGCAAGUGGUUUGCGCCAGACCACGCUGAAUGUUCGCAGGCCAUUAACAAAAUCAACCUCAGUUAAUUUGACCAACACAAUAGCAAAAUGGAUUGCAAAGGAUUGUAGACCCAUUAGCAUCGUAGAAGACGCAGGUUUUCUUGAUGUUUUGCAAGUGGCGUCUCAAGACUCAUACUAUAAGCCACCGUCAAGAGCCACAGUUAUGACGAAAAUCCACGAGCUCUAUGAUAAUGAAAAAGAAAAAAGGAAAGCGGUCUUGGCUCAAGUAAAUCAUAUCGCCCUGACAGGAGACCAUUGGACAUCAGUAAGUAACAACAAUUACCUCGGAGUAACUGCACAUUUCAUCAGUGACACGUGGGAACUGAAGUCUUUUGCGCUGACGAUAUUAAAAACUGAGGAGCGUCAUUUUGCGGAGGCUUGUAAAGAACAGUUCCUGUCUGUUGCACGUAAGUGGGACAUCGAGGGCAAGACGACAACCAUUGGGACUGACAGUGCACGUAACAUGGUUGCCGCAAUUCGACUUACACGCUAUGAACACAUGAGCUGUGUCGCUCACAUGGUGCAGAGAAGUGUCACAGUGAGUCUUGCUGACAGCGGCUUUGUAAAUGCUUUGGCCAAGGCUCGCAAAGUUGUCGGUCAUUUUAAGCACAGCCCAGCAAAUGCUACGGAGCUUCAAGCACAACAAGUCAGCCUGGGAAAGAAGCAAGAGCCAUUGAUCCAGGACGUUCCAACACGUUGGAAUUCGACGCUGGAAAUGGUCAAGCGCUUGAGCAGAAAUAAAGAGGCUGUCAUCGCAGCCCUGGACAAUCAGGAGCACAAACUCGUUUUGCCGACCGCAGCAGAGUGGGAUAAACUGCAGAGGCUGGAGGCACUUCUAGAGCCAUGCAGGUAUGUAACUGAGCUCCUGGGUGGAGAGGCCUAUGUCUCCUGUUCUGUGGUACUACCUUCUCUCUGCCACUUGCGUCUCAAGAUGGAAGCCUGUGAUGAGGACCCUGCAUAUGUGGUGAGAUUCAAGACCAAGUUCAAGGAGGACCUAGCAUCCCGCCAAGAACAUCUCAACAAUGCAUGGCUCCAGAUUGCUACAGUUUUGGAUCCUCGUUUCAAAGACUUGAAAUGCCUGCCCAAGACAGACAGGGAAGCGGUGUGGACCACACUUGAAGGGAUGCUGCAACAAGAAUCACCCAGAAAGUCUUCACAGACACAUGAUGAUGGGCCACCCAGGAAGAAAAUCAGCCUUCUGCAAAUGGGCUCAGAUUCAGAAUCAGAAGAUGAAGAGGUCCAACCUGCCAUACAGAGGUACAGAGCAGAGCCCACCAUUACAUUGGAGGACUGCCCCUUGAAGUGGUGGGCAUCUCAUUCAGGAGCCCAUGAGAAGCUGGCCUCACUAGCUCACAAAUAUCUAGCCACUCCUGCAACCACCGUUCCCUGUGAACGACUUUUCUCAGUUGCAGGUCACAUUGUGAACAAGAAAAGGUCAGCUUUACUUUCAGAAAAUGUGAAAAAGUUAGUUUGCCUCAGCAACUGGCUGAAAGAUGAUAAAGCUCAGUAGAUUUGAAAGGUGAUGUUCAAACAAAAAGACCAGUUUCAGUGUAACAUGUUAUAGUAGUUAGCAACUGGAUUUUUGAGCAACUGGAUUAAAGAAUGGAGGAAAAGGUAAAAGAUUGUUCUUUGGUUUGAUUUAAAAGUUUUAUUGAACAUGUUUUGUUCCACAUAAAAACGCAACAGAUGACUCAAAUUGUGCAAAAAUGUGGUAGGCCACUGUUAUGUGGUUAUGUGUUAAUGUGGUAGGCUACAUUUGUUGCUUUCUGUUCAAUUUAAUACUGUAAAUUGUACAUCCUGGUUAAGAGGAAUGCCAAAGAGGAAGCGA
This is a messenger RNA of Paramisgurnus dabryanus, 2185 nucleotides long. RefSeq names its product E3 SUMO-protein ligase ZBED1-like. Gene Ontology annotation, molecular function: protein dimerization activity. Lineage: Eukaryota; Metazoa; Chordata; Actinopteri; Cypriniformes; Cobitidae. The record is from RefSeq and is a predicted model, not a curated record.